Molecule: messenger RNA, 960 nt
Organism: Caenorhabditis briggsae
Lineage: Eukaryota; Metazoa; Nematoda; Chromadorea; Rhabditida; Rhabditidae
Gene: Cbr-cah-6
Product: Protein CBR-CAH-6
Exons: 5
Coding region: 1-960 (319 amino acids)
Cellular component (GO): cytoplasm
Molecular function (GO): zinc ion binding; carbonate dehydratase activity
Source: RefSeq, a predicted model, not a curated record
AUGGCGUUUUUGAGUCAAUUACAAGGAGGGUUCGCCCAGUUGAAACAGAAGGCCGAAGCUGCUGCUCCGUCGAUUGCUGGAUCUUUGAAUCAACUGAAAGAGGCACCAAAACUUGUGGAAAGUGCAUUCAAGUCAGGACUGACCAAGGUCAAAUUGGAUUCGUUGGGAAAGGUUCUGAAUGUUCCGUCUUUGGGAAGAAGUCAGUCUCCGAUUGACAUUGUUCCAGUCAUCACUGCAUUUGGAGAACACCUUCAGAAUGCACAUUUCGAAGUUGCAUACGAAUCGACAGGAGAGUUCAAAGCUGGGAACGACGGAAACUCGGUUUGGUUGUUGAGAGAGGGAAACAGCAGUGAAUUGGCCAUCUCUUUCCUCGCUGAAGAGCAAUAUCAUCUGGAUGCAGUCAACUUCCAUUGGGCUACAGAACCAAUGAAUGGAUCCGAGCACACAAUUGGAGGUGUUGGAUAUGCUGGAGAAAUGCAUCUCAUCCAUCGAAACACUCGUUUCGCAACCAUGGCCGACGCUCUCAAGCAACCAAAUGGUGUUAUUGCGAUCGCUGUAUUCUUGAAUGAGUCUCACGAUGACAACCCAGUUUUCUCCCCUUUCAUCAAUCUGCUCCCACAGAUUAUCUAUAAGGGAAGUGAGUGCAAAUUGUGCUCAUUUGACUUCCAAACCUUCUUCCCUGUCGCCGAGAAGACAAAAGAAUUCUGGAUGUACGAAGGAUCGGAGACUACUGAUCCAUUCCGUGAAACUGUCAAUUGGAUCGUCAUUAGAGCAGCUCUCCCAAUCAGCUCUCAUCAGCUCGACAAACUUCGCGAGGUCCGGGCUGGCCGAUACGACGAGGAAUUCUCGGACAAGGUCCCGAUGAAACCACUUCGUCAGAUUCAGGCGGCCUCAUCUCGAACCGUCCUAAGCAGCUUUCGCUCAGUGGCCGGCGCUCCAGACCUCGGAUUCAGACAAUGA